This is a messenger RNA of Linepithema humile (Argentine ant), 850 nucleotides long. It is a transcript of the gene mRpL20, whose product is annotated as mitochondrial ribosomal protein L20. Gene Ontology annotation, cellular component: mitochondrial ribosome. Gene Ontology annotation, molecular function: rRNA binding; structural constituent of ribosome. Lineage: Eukaryota; Metazoa; Arthropoda; Insecta; Hymenoptera; Formicidae. Gene Ontology annotation, biological process: ribosomal large subunit assembly; translation. The record is from RefSeq and is a predicted model, not a curated record.
CAUAACCUUUUAUAAUUUUCGUAUGGUUGUUUAGGUUAUUAGUCUAGUGCGGAAUUGUAAUCGUAUUUUUGUGUCACAAAGAUUGCAAAUUAAUUUAAUUUUAGUUAAUUAGAAUACGAUAUGGUUUUCUUAUCGUUAAAUCUGUUAGCAAGAAGCCGCGGACCUGAUGAAUUUUGGCGCAAACGAAAAAUAUUGAAGCUUGCCGCGCAUUACAUUGGCAGAAAAAGGAAUUGCUAUAGUUUAGCUAUCAGAGCUGUACAUAGAGCUUUGGUAUACUCCACUCGAGGUAGACAAUUAAAGAAAGAAGAUAUGAUGGAGUUGCGAGAGCAGAGGAUAGAAGCUGCUAUAGAACAACAUGGUAUAAAUUUUCAAACUUUUAGAGAAGGAUUAGCAAGAUGCUCGAUUUUCUUGAAUCGCAAAUCAUUAGCUGAUUUAGCAAUUUGGGAACCUCGAUCUUUUAAAGCUCUUACUGAUAUUGCUAGCGCAAGAGCAAAACAAGACCAUCUGAAGUCUGCUGUAAAUGUUGAAAUACCAAAAAGCGUUAUUGUAAGAGGAUCGAUUAAAUGAAUUCUUGCAAAGGUUGUAUAAAAAAAGAUUUUUUCCAUCUUCUUUCAACAUUUAUUGAUAAUCCUUUAUAUUUUGGCAUUGGUCUAUUAAUAAUAAUAGUACUAUAGUUGAUAGAUAUCUUCGAUUUUUAAUUUUGCGCAAUGAAUAUUUUGCAGCACCAUAAAUACAUUUGAGUCAUGUGUACACUAGUCAUUCAUUUCAACAACAAUGUAACAUGUAUCUUUAAUAUUAAGUAGCUAUAUUGUAUUCACUUUAGAACUUGAAAAUAUAUGAUAGAUAUGGA